AAAAUAAUUAAAAAUUUGUUUAUUAGAGUAAAAAAGGGGUCGAUUCCUUCUUAUAAACCAGCACUCACACACUUCAACAGCAAAAACAGAAGAGAAAUGGCGGAGAAGCCUAACGGCGGUGUCUACGUGGAGUUGAUCGGAGACGAUGAGAACUCCGACAAAUCUAACCGUCGAGAUGAGACCCUUUUGGGCGUUCUUCACCGUCUGAUCUCUGAUAUCAUCUCCCCUGAUCCUUCCUCACUGGGUGAUACUCCUUUCAUCCACCGGGUCAAGACCUCUCUCGCCCACAACGUUCCACAUCUUCAUCAGGCUUCUAAGAACACAGCUCGGAAUGUUCUUCUAUGGACUCGCAGAGGAAGUCCUCUCCGAGCCCUCCUCGUUAUCUCCGCUGGGACAAUCACUCUUCUUGCCCUAACAGGAUUGCUUGUCUUUAGUCUUUUCUUUGUGUCAGCAACUCUCAAUGCCAUUAUUAUCUCUCUUCUCAUGUCUUUGGCUGCUGCUGGAGGAUUCCUGGCCCUUUUCUUUGCCUGUGUGACAGCUAUAUAUAUUGGAGCAUUGUCAGUUGCUGUUUUUGUUAUUUCAGCAACUACAAUUUCUACAAUUAUAGCGGUUCUAAUAGCUACAGGCUGGGUUGGAUUCUUUUGGGCUGUGUGGUUGGCAACAAAGAAAAGUGUGGGGCUGGCUAAGCACUCUCUAGGCGUGACUGGUUCAGCAUUUUCAGCAUACUCUAACGCUAGACGUGCUCGCCGCCGUCAUCAAGAGCAUAACAAUGUUGCAGAUUGAAGGGUUUUAUAAGCCCAAAAUAAAGUCCCUGUAUAAGCAUAUGCCUUGUACAUGUUGCUCCGCUAGAGACGAUAUUGGCUUAUAUUUUUUUAUAUAUAUUUUUUUCUUUUGGAUUUUGUUAAGCUGCUGUUUGGUUAUGUGUGGCUUGGAAGCAUAAGGUUGUCUACCACUUUUUGCGGGAGAUUAAAAGGUUGUCGCUUCGUUUAUGGUCGCACCUUAUUGUAUAUAUAGUGUCUGCUAGUUUAUUAUCUUCUUCGUUUAUGGUCGCAUCUGAUUGUAUAUAUAGUGUCUGCUAGUUUAUUAUCUUUCUCAUACAGAUUUACUUCUUUUGUUAUGUUGUCAUCUAUAUUGAUGUUAAAUUACUAGUUGCUUAAAUACGAGUUAGAAAAUUAUAAGAUUCAGUUGGUUUUAAGGUUA
Molecule: messenger RNA, 1200 nt
Organism: Ziziphus jujuba (common jujube)
Lineage: Eukaryota; Viridiplantae; Streptophyta; Magnoliopsida; Rosales; Rhamnaceae
Exons: 3
Coding region: 97-783 (228 amino acids)
Source: RefSeq, a predicted model, not a curated record